CACUGAUUUUUCAACGGGAGAGCAGCCACACUGUUCCGCAGGAUUUCAACCACAAACAAAACGCGCAAUUUCCUUUAGAUAUUGAUCAUUUCCUAUUUCCCUUGCUCCGCGAUGACGGAAGUGCCGCCGAAGAAGCGAAACGCUUGCGUCAUAGUGCUGGGCGACAUUGGGCGUAGCCCACGUAUGCAGUACCAUGCCCAGAGCCUGCUGGAGGAGAACUACCACGUGGACAUCAUCGGCUACCUGGAGACGAGGCCUCUGGAGGCACUUACUCAGCAGCCACGGUGCCGCAUCCACGAACUGACUGCAGUGCCAGUGACCAACCUCACGCCCAAGCUGCGGCUGCUCUUUAAGGCCUUUUGGCAGACGCUCAGUCUCUUGAUGGCCCUUAUCUCCAUACGGAGACCCAGCUUCCUGCUCGUCCAGAAUCCGCCCGGCAUUCCCACGCUGAUUGUGUGCUACCUGUACUGCGCCCUCACACGGACUAAGCUGGCCAUUGAUUGGCACAACUACACCUACACAGUGCUGGCCCUGGGCAUGUCUGGCGGAGAGAAAAGUCCACUGAUCCGAUUGGUGCGGCGUCUAGAGCGCUACUUUGGCUCCAAAGCGCACACUCACUUCUGUGUGACGCGGGCGAUGCAGGAGGACCUCCAGGAAAACUGGAAGAUUGGGCCCGUAAACGUUCUCUAUGAUCGAGCGCCCACGCAGUUCCACCCCAUUGAUCUGCCCCAGAAGCACGAGCUGUUUCUAAAGCUCGCCAAAGAUUAUCCGCAAUUCCAAAGCACGGGUAACAACCAGUCCGAUGUGGUGGAGGCCACAGCACUUACCCAAAAGAUGGCCAAUGGUGGCGUGCAGUACAAGCCUCAGCGCCAUGCUGUUUUAGUAUCCAGCACAAGCUGGACGCAGGACGAGGACUUUGGGAUCCUCUUGAAGGCCCUGCAAUCGUACGAAGAGACCGCGCAAGCCGAGCCAUUAGUGUAUCCCUCGCUGCUGUGCAUCAUUACAGGGAAGGGGCCGCAAAAAGAGCAUUAUGCUGCGGAGAUCGCCCGGUUGCAGUGGAAAAAGGUUUCUGUGAUCACGCCAUGGCUGGAGAUCGAAGAUUAUCCCACUGUGCUGGCCAGCGCCGAUCUCGGAGUGUGCCUUCACUGGAGCACCAGUGGCCUUGAUCUACCCAUGAAGGUGGUGGACAUGUUCGGCAGCGGCCUGCCCGUAUGCGCCUAUGAUUUCAAAUGCUUGAACGAGCUGGUGAAGCACGGCGAGAAUGGCUUCGUGUUUGCAGACCACAUUCAGCUGGCCGAACAGCUACGCAUUUGGUUCGAACACUUCCCGAAAAACCCAAGCAUUUUGGAGACGAGAGCUGGCUUCCAGCGCAGCCUGCAACAGUUCCAGCAGCUGCGAUGGCGGGAGAGUUGGAGUCUGAUUGCGGCACCCGUACUGGAGGCACUUCUCUAAGGCAUUUUGUGUUGUUUAUUUAGAAAAAAAGAGUAUGACAAUUAAACGCUAAGACAGA
Messenger RNA from Drosophila serrata, 1510 nucleotides. It is a transcript of the gene Alg1, whose product is annotated as ALG1, chitobiosyldiphosphodolichol beta-mannosyltransferase. Gene Ontology annotation, molecular function: mannosyltransferase activity. Gene Ontology annotation, cellular component: endoplasmic reticulum. NCBI's taxonomy places the organism in Eukaryota, Metazoa, Arthropoda, Insecta, Diptera, Drosophilidae. The record is from RefSeq and is a predicted model, not a curated record.